Messenger RNA from Cyprinus carpio (common carp), 2965 nucleotides. Its product is annotated as lin-28 homolog B (C. elegans). Gene Ontology annotation, molecular function: zinc ion binding; nucleic acid binding. NCBI's taxonomy places the organism in Eukaryota, Metazoa, Chordata, Actinopteri, Cypriniformes, Cyprinidae. The record is from RefSeq and is a predicted model, not a curated record.
AAGUCCAGCCCGGUUCCGAGUCCGCUCCCUCUCCCGGGCUCACGGAGGUGUCACGUGUGCAGCGCUGAGAACUAGCGAAUGAGAAACGGAGAAAGAGAGAGAGCGAAUGUGCGAGGGAGGGAAAGAGAGAGGGGAUAGGAGAUGUUAAAAGAGACAUGAGAAAAUAUCCAAAAAGGAGACGCACGCCGUACCAUGCGCGCUAAAUUUGUGCCCGCUGGAAAUCGGGAUGUCGGAUCGACGGUGACGCGCAUCACCCCAUUUCACAGAGGAAACGAUUUCGCUAGAACUUUGGAACGGAGGGUCCGCGGGGAAACAUGGCCGAAGGGCCGCGCAGAGGUGGCGGGUCCGACCCCGCCAGGACUCCGCCGCAGAUUCUGGCUGGUUCGGGUUUCUGCAAGUGGUUUAAUGUCCGCAUGGGGUUUGGAUUUAUAUCGAUGACCAGCAGCGAGGGGAAGCCAGUGGACCCUCCACUAGACGUGUUCGUUCACCAAAGUAAGCUGGUGAUGGAGGGCUUCAGGAGCUUACGGGAGGGCGAGCAGGUUGAAUUCACCUUCAAGAGGUCGAGUAAAGGUCUGGAGUCGCUCAGGGUCACGGGGCCCGGCGGGGGCCCAUGUUCGGGCAGUGACCGACGCCCCAAAGGGAAGGCCCUGCCCCUCAAACGCAAACCAAAGGGAGACCGGUGUUAUAACUGUGGAGGUCUGGACCACCACGCUAAAGAAUGUGGCCUCCCACCCCAGCCAAAGAAGUGUCACUACUGUCAGAGUGUCACACACAUGGUGGCCCAGUGUCCCCACAAGGGGGCGCUGUCCCCCUCCACGUCUCAGGAGCCCCAACGCCCCUCCACCUCUGCUCAGUCCCAGGAAGAGGGAAGCCGGUCGGGCUCGUCGUCCUCUCCGGAGGAAGCAUCUCAACGGGGAAGUCACUCCCAGCGCUGGAGGAAAAGCCGGGACUGAAAUCCAUCAUCCAGACGAAGCUCGGACCCGAAAUCAUCUACCUCACAGAGGAGACCCUCCCUCCCUUCCUGUGCAGCUAUGGUAUCAGCCGAUGGGGGUCAUGCGUGUACAUGCGUGUUCUCACUCAAUCACAACAAACUCUGCGACUGGCGUGUGUGUGUGUGUGUGUGUGCAUAAAUGAGCAAGUGUGUUUGAAGUACUAAAAUCACAACGCAAAAUAGAUUACAUUUAGAAGAAAAACACAAAACAGUGUUUUAAAAACUCAAGCAUGAAGUUGCAGUUUGCAAGCCAUUUUACCUCCAUAAUAGUGAAAUGGACUAUUACUUGAGUAAAAAUGUUUGCCGUGUGCUGCAUAAGUGACGCCAGUGAACUCGCUUCGGAGGAAAAGCAAGUUAUCAUGUUAACUUUGUGAUGAGGAAUAAUUCACCCAAAAAUGAAACCUUGCUGAUUUACUCCCCCUCAGGCCACACCAAGAUUUAGAUGAGUUUGUUCCUUCAUGGGAACAGAUUUGGAAAAAUGUAGCAUUACAUCAGUUGCUCAGCAAUGGAUGCUCUGCAGUGAAUUGGUGCCGUCAGAAUGAGAGUCCAAACAGCUGAUAAAAACGUCACAAUAAUCCACACCAGUACAUUUCUCCGAAUCUGUUCAGAUGAAGAACCAAACUCUUGGAUAGCCUGUGGGUGAGUAAAAUUUAAGCUUUUUUUGGGGGGGGGUGAACUAUUACUUUAAGAUCAGGAACAUGCAUUAGGAAGUAAAUAUGAUCAAUUUUGAUUUCGUGUUGACUUUAAACCAGAUUCAGACAUAAUGACAAAGAAAAUUGCUCGCAAUCAAGGCCCACAGGGCAUGGAACAGAUUUAUGAUGGCUGAGGGUGCUUAUAGUCACGCUCACUACAUCCUAUCAAUAACGUUAUUAUGGGAUACAGAGGACAUUUGAAUCAGUUUUUGUGCGUGUGUGGGUGUUUUUAUGAUCCGGUGCUGUUAGCCAGAGUUUGAGAUUAGACUGUAACAAUUGAAUACUAAGAGGUACAUUAACUUCAGCCAGUGAGGACUAACUGAUUUAAAUGUAUUGCCAUUGUUUAGAUACAUUGUAAAGCUGUUUUUGCUUUAUCACAGACUGUUCCACAGCUCACAGUGAUAAUUUAAGGCAUUAAGAUAUGGUGAAAUAUUAUAAAUGUUAGUGUAAUUUAUAUAGAGCACAUAGGUAGAUGAAGUUGAUUCUGUUUUGAUUUGAUCACUCUCCUCGCUCUUGCAUCUCAUCCAGCUUCAUUGAAAGCGAUCAGCUUGUGGAGGACAUGGUGCUGCAUUCAACGCUGUCAGAAUUACCGUAAUGAUAAAGCUUGUUUUCACUACAGAAUAAAAAAGGUAAUUGCGACUUUUGAUCUCAUCAAUUCUGGCUUUUUUUUCUCAGAAAUGAGGAAAAAGUCAGAAUUGUGAGAGAAACAGCUGCAUAUACUUCCAUUUUGUUAUUCCGUGGCAGAAAUGAGCUUUCAUAAUGAUGAGAUUCUGUCUACAGAAAAGUUGUUCAAGUGUAUCAUACUCUGAAUUACAAAUAGGAAACUUUAAGGUUCAUAAGAGCCUUAUUUUCUCUUACUUCCCCUUGUGACGUCAUGUAAUAAGACCAAAAAUGACAGUGGCCUUAAAGGGAUACUCCGCCCCAAAAUGAAAAUUUUGUCAUUAAUCACUUACCCCCAUGUCGUUCCAAACCCAUAAAAGUUUUUAUUCGUCUUCGGAACACAAUUUAAGAUAUUUUGGAUGAAAACCGGGAGGCUUGUGACUGUUCCAUAGACUGGCAAGUAAAAUACACUGUCAAGGUCCAGCAAAGUAUGAAAAGCAUCGUCAGAAUAGUACCUCUUCCAUCAAUGGUUCAACCGCAACGUUAUGAAGCGACGAGAACACUUUUUGUACACAAAGAAAACAAAAAUAAUGACUUUAUUCAACAAUUCCUCUCCUUUGUGUCUCCCCACAUCACCAUAGCGCCAUUUUGGAGAAUAUCCACUGAACUGCGUAAGCUAUUC